Exophiala viscosa is the source of this 812-nucleotide messenger RNA. RefSeq names its product proteasome subunit beta type-2. The coding region runs from base 94 to 705 and encodes 203 amino acids. Gene Ontology annotation, cellular component: cytosol; proteasome core complex, beta-subunit complex; nucleus. The record is from RefSeq and is a predicted model, not a curated record. Lineage: Eukaryota; Fungi; Ascomycota; Eurotiomycetes; Chaetothyriales; Herpotrichiellaceae. Gene Ontology annotation, biological process: proteasomal protein catabolic process. The transcript has 3 exons.
CCAGACUACAGCAACAUACAAUUCAUUUGAAGCUCGAGACCAACUCUAACCCCUCCUCGUUCUUCUCAUCAUCCAUAUCGGCACGCUGUCAACAUGGAAGUCCUUCUAGGCCUCACCGGCCGUGAUUUCACCAUCAUCGCAGCCUCCAAAGCAGCCAUGCGCGGCGCCACGAUACUCAAAACCUCCGACGACAAGACGAGACAGCUCAACAAGCACACCCUCCUCGCAUUUUCAGGAGAAGCAGGUGACACGAUCCAAUUUGCCGAGUACAUUCAAGCCAACAUUGCCCUCUACACGAUGCGAAAUGAGACGGAUCUGGGCCCGAGCGCCGUCGCAAGCUUCGUCCGGAGCGAACUCGCCAGGAGUCUACGAAGCAGAAAGCCAUACAACGUCAACUUGUUACUGGGUGGCAUGGAUCCGAUCACCAAGCAGCCAAGUCUAUACUGGCUGGACUACCUUGCCAGCAGCGCAAAGGUGCCAUAUGCUGCUCAUGGUUAUGCUCAGUACUACUGUCUCUCGAUCCUAGAUAAACAUCAUCACCCAGACAUCUCGUUCGAACAAGGCAUGAAGAUUCUCCGCAUGUGCACAGACGAAUUACAACGACGAUUACCUAUUGACUUCAAGGGGAUGACAGUCAAGGUGGUGAAGAAGGACGGCAUCAUUGACAUGGAGUACGACACCAGCAAACAAGUGAUGGCGGCUUAGAUCGGGUCUGGAAAGGAGGAAAAGAACUUCACAUCCGUACACUUGCAUAGCGUGGGCGCAUAUUAGGUUGUCUCGAAUCAAAUGGGUAUCAAUUGUGGGAUAAAUAC